This is a messenger RNA of Aethalodelphis obliquidens (Pacific white-sided dolphin), 1611 nucleotides long. It is a transcript of the gene IL15, whose product is annotated as interleukin 15. Gene Ontology annotation, cellular component: extracellular region. The transcript is spliced from 8 exons. The coding region runs from base 280 to 822 and encodes 180 amino acids. Gene Ontology annotation, molecular function: cytokine receptor binding; cytokine activity. The record is from RefSeq and is a predicted model, not a curated record. Gene Ontology annotation, biological process: positive regulation of immune response; immune response; neutrophil activation. NCBI's taxonomy places the organism in Eukaryota, Metazoa, Chordata, Mammalia, Artiodactyla, Delphinidae.
CUAGUGCUGGGGAGCGGCUGCAAAUACAGAUGCUCAUUAGCAGAGACGUGACUGCACAGAGACCAUAUAAAUCAAUUGCUUGCAGACGCAUAUCAAAAUCCCAUCAGCGAGUGCCAAGUGAAAACAAGCUCAUGGCUCCCACUGAUUCGGCAUUACGAAACUAAUAUGACUGAGGCUGGGGGAAGAAGGCAGACAGAACUAAAAGGAAGGACCUGCCCGAAAGAAUCCAUUCCUACAUAUGGUCAUGUGGUUCUUUAAAACAAUGUCCCAUCACGUGCUAUGUUGGUGACGUCACAGGAAACAAAGAAGUCAGUGUUAGAAGAUAGCAAAUGUACAGGAGGUCAUAAACCAUAUUUGAGAAGUACUUCCAUCCAGUGCUACUUGUGUUUACUUCUGAACAGUCAUUUUUUAACUGAGGCUGGCAUUCAUGUCUUCAUUUUGGGUUGUAUCAGUGCAGGUCUUCCUAAAACAGAAGCAAACUGGCAGCAUGUAAUAAGUGAUUUGAAAAGAAUUGAAGAUCUUAUUCAAUCUAUACAUAUGGAUGCCACUUUAUAUACUGAAAGCAAUGCUCAUCCCAGUUGCAAAGUAACAGCGAUGAAAUGCUUUCUCCUGGAGUUACAUGUGAUUUUGCAUGAGUCCAGAAAUUCAGACAUUAACGAUACAGUAGAAAACCUUAUCAUCCUAGCAAACAGCAGUUUAUCUUCCACUGAGUAUAAAACUGAAUCGGGAUGCAAAGAAUGUGAGGAGCUGGAGGAAAAAAAUAUUAAAGAAUUUUUGAAGAGUUUUGUACAUAUUGUGCAAAUGUUCAUCAACCCUUCUUGAGUGCAGCUAAUCCUUUUCAGCAUUUCUAUUAUUAACAAACAUCUCCCCACUGCUUAGAGGCAACAACGAAACACUCAGCAUUUCAAAUAUGCUGCCAAAAUAAAUUCUUCUGGCAAGAGGAUGAUCAGGAUCUUUGAUCGGAUGGACUCACAGAAAUGAAGGCCGAACAAUGGCAUUGAGUACCAUGGUGUCUACGAACACAGGACUUAUUUUAUUCAUUUAUUUUUAAUUUAUUAUUGAGAUUGUACAUAUUUGUAGCAUAAUGUAAAAUGUUGAAUAAAAUUGUGUAUAUAUUUUAUCUUUUGAAAUUGCACUGAUAUUUUAUGUCAUAAGAAAAUAGAGGGUGUUUGGUUCAAGGGUGACAGUCAAAUUAUUUAACAACCAGUGGGGCUGGACACCACUGCUGUAGGUAAAGAGGAUGCCCCAACCAAUGUGGAAAUUGACUACCAGCCUUCCUUUACUUCUCCUUUAGGUGUAGCACUUGGAGGGAGAAUUGACUACCAACGAGAAAGGAGGAACUAGAUGUGAGACCAGUAAUUUCGUUAUUGAUAUAUAAAGCGCUUGUUAUGAGAGAGAGAAUUUGCAAGUACCCGGCAUGGAAUGUGCAUCAGUCCAUCUCAGGUGGGGAUGGCAAUAAUAAACCUUCACUGAUAGGUGGAACUGUGUAUCAAAAACUAAUGAUUGCACCGGUGUUUAUAUUUCAUGCUUCCCCAAGUACAGGUAUUUUAUUUUUCUACAUUGUAUUUGCCAUGUUUGUAUAAUAAAAAACUGCUGAUGAGUUAAAGUCAA